Messenger RNA from Coniophora puteana RWD-64-598 SS2, 1236 nucleotides. RefSeq lists its product as uncharacterized. Gene Ontology annotation, molecular function: RNA binding. NCBI's taxonomy places the organism in Eukaryota, Fungi, Basidiomycota, Agaricomycetes, Boletales, Coniophoraceae. The transcript is spliced from 6 exons. The record is from RefSeq and is a predicted model, not a curated record. Bases 1 to 1236 code for a protein of 411 amino acids. Gene Ontology annotation, cellular component: nucleus.
AUGUCGUCCAAGCGCAAAUGGGACCAGGCCGCACCCGACGCAGGCACCAACAUAGACGAUGACAACAAUUCGCACCCCUCCAAGGCACCCAAAGCCGAGGACGGCAAGACCGCGUCCGAGGCUGCCGCCGCCGCUGCAGCCAUCGCGGCCAAGAUCGCGGCCCAGUUCAAGGACGGCGUCGGCGCAGCGGGCAGCGUCCAGCUCGGCAUGCGCGACCCACACGACGCAGAGUUUACGCACGAUAUCGACAUCAACGACGUGCGCAAUCGUUAUUUGUUGACGCGAGGGAGCACGCAGUCGGACAUUCACGAGGAGACAGGCGCGUCGGUCAGCACCAAAGGCACCUGGUAUCCGGACCGGACAAAGGCGUCAGAUAGGGACCCACCCCUGUACCUCCACCUCUCUGCGAACAACAAGGAGGUUCUACAGAAGGCUAUAGAUAGAGUCAAUGACCUCAUUAACACUGACCUUGGCCCGCUUGUGGAGGACAAGAAGGACCGCCUGCGCGAAAAGCGUAAAUGGCCAGAAGAGAAGCUUCCCGUCGGGCUGGAGUCGAUACGAAACUUCAACGUGCGAGCAAAGGUGGUCGGGCCCCAGGGUAUGUUCGUCAAGUAUAUUCAACAAGAAACGGGCACCCGCGUCCAAAUAAAAGGUCUCGGCUCCGGCUUCGUUGAUCAAGAAACAGGCCGCGAGUCCGACGAGCCGAUGCACAUCCACAUAACCGGACCGGACGAAGGCCAAAUUGCACGCGCAAAAGUCCUCACCGAGGACCUGCUCGAGGUCGUCCGCGCCGAGCACGCAAAGGCACAGUUGGCCAUGCAACAGCAGCAGAUGGAGCUCCACCAGGCUCAGAUGCACUUUGCGCAGUACGCACAGGUGGGCGGCUACGGGGGUGUAGCGCCUCAGCCGCCAUCCGGCGAGGCACCACCGCCACCACCUGGAGAACAGCCGCCUCCGCCGCCCGACGGGAGUGCACCGCCGCAGACGCCGUACACAGGUGCUACCCCUGGUCAGGAUGGGGGACAGGAUGCAUAUGCUGCGUAUUGGUACGUCUACGGGUACGACGUCAACUCGGAGCAGUUCAAGGAGUGGGCCGCGCAGCAACAGGCGCAGUAUGGACAGUACUACGCUCAGCAAGCACAGCAGGGGCAGACGCCGGGACAGGAUGGCACGCCUCAGCCGCCAGCGCCAGCGCCGGCCGGGGACGCUCCGCCGCCGCCGCCACCUCCUGCAUAG